UUCUCACUUUAAACUUAACAGUCUCUCUUUCUCUUUCUCCAAAUCUCUGAUAAUUUUCACCAGAAUCUCUCUGUUUUUUUUUUUUUUUCACCAGAAUCUCUCUGUUUAAAAUAAUAGGUGAAAGGAGGGAUGUUGAUGGAUGAGUAUAUGGAUCUUAGACCAGUGAAGUACACAGAGCACAAGACUGUUAUCAGAAAGUACACUAAAAAGUCGUCUCUAGAGAAGAAGACCAGUGGUCGUGACUCGGCGAGGUUGGUUCGGGUGUCUAUGACGGAUCGUGACGCCACUGAUUCAUCAAGCGACGAGGAGGAGUUUUUGUUCCCUCGAAGACGUGUCAAGAGAUUGAUUAACGAGAUCAGAGUCGAGCCUAACUCCUCCUCCUCUGCUUCUCCGAUGAAGGACAGGAAAAGACUCACCGUUGAUUCUACGGUUCAAAAGCCCUCUGUUUCUGGCCAAAACCAGAAGAAAUACCGCGGCGUGAGACAGCGACCAUGGGGAAAAUGGGCGGCGGAGAUUCGUGAUCCGGAGCAACGCCGGAGAAUCUGGCUCGGUACUUUUGCAACGGCGGAGGAAGCUGCUGUCGUCUACGACAACGCAGCAAUCAAACUUCGUGGCCCUGAUGCUCUUACCAACUUCACCGUACCACCAGAACCCGAACCGGAACCAGAACAAGAACCGGAGAGCAACAUGUCGGUUUCGAUAUCAGAAUCAAUGGACGACUCUCAACAUCUAUCAUCUCCGACAUCGGUUCUCAACUACCAAACAUAUGUCUCGGAGGAGCCAAUCGAUAAUCUUAUCAAACCGGUUAAACAAGAGUUUCUUGAACCAGAACAAGAACCAAUAAGCUGGCAUCUUGGAGAAGGUAAUAACAAUAUUGAUGAUUCAUUUCCAUUGGACAUUCCAUUUCUCGACAACUAUUUCAAUGAAUCACUACCCGACAUCUCCAUCUUCGAUCAACCUAUGUCUCCUAUUCAAACAGAGAAUGAUUUCUUCAACGACCUUAUGUUGUUUGAUAACAACAACACAGAAGACAACCAAGUGUUCUUGGUCUAGUGGUUGCCACUUGUGGAGGAGU
This is a messenger RNA of Arabidopsis arenosa, 1075 nucleotides long. Lineage: Eukaryota; Viridiplantae; Streptophyta; Magnoliopsida; Brassicales; Brassicaceae. The record is from the annotation of a GenBank genome assembly.